UACAUGCUGAAGAGAGUCCAGGAGAGCACAGAGCACCAUGCAGCUGCUUCUGCUGACUGUGGGCCUGACUCUACUCUCUGUAGCACCAGCAGAUGAAAGGGAUUUAAUGAUUCCUGCUGCUGCCUACAGGGCCAGCUUAUUUCCUGCCACUGUUGACAAGCUUCUAGGAAAGUGGUAUAUAACUCGCUGGGCUGGAAACAUGCCUAUUCCUGCAAAGAAGAAAACCAGCCCUCUGCCACCCUUCACGCUUAUCAUUAAUGCUAUUGGGAAGUUGGAGUUCAGGAUGAAGAUCAUGAAGCCCAUUGGAUGUGUUUUGUUCAAGCAGUACCUGGAUGACUUCCCAAAGCACCCUGGUUUGUUUCAAGCCUGGUCAAAGCACUACAUUGGCAUCUAUUUCCUGAUCACAGAGCAGUUCGCCAUAGCCUACUACAAGGAUAACUUUAAACAUCCCACUUACAUAAUGACAAUGCUCAUGGGUCGUUCUCUGAUUCCGAACCCACAAUCUGUGAGGUUGUAUGAAAGAUAUGUGGUGAACACAGGGCUGAACAGAACAGACAUCUUCAGCCCUCUCUGUGAUGGUGACUUGGGAAAUUCCAUUGAAUCUACCAACUCUUUGUUCUUUAGUUCCUCUCCACCUUGUUCCAAUUUGGGCUUCCUCAUGACAACAGGUCCAAAGAAAACAGUGCAAUCAAUUCACAGUGUGGAUGGAGCCUUUGGUCAGGUGGGGGUGUCUGGCACCCAGUAUAGGAUAAAUGUGCUUCUCAGAGGCCAGGUAGACAGAAGCACCAUUGCAAACAUGCUGCUGUUCCUGCUGACCAUAGGCCUGACUCUGACAGCUGUCAAAGGCCUCUUUAACGAGCCGAAGUGUGCCACAAUAGACAAGCUUUUAGGAAACUGGUACAUAGUUCGCUGGGCAGGAAACCUUCCCCUCCCAGAAUCAAAGCUGAGAUGUCCACUGCCACCAUUUGUAUUGGCCAAAAACAGAAUUGGCUACUUGGAGUUCAGGAUGAACAUCUCGAAACCCAUUGGGUGUGUUGAGUUCAAGAUGGCCAUGAAUGAAGCAAAAGAUAAACCUUGCUACUUCACUCUCUGGAUGUGGCACUAUGUCAUCAUACAGUUUAUUGGAGGAGAGAACUUCGCUUUAGCCCACAUAAAGAGCAGCAUCAAUGAUGUUGUACAGUUGAUGGCAAUGCUCAUGGGUCGCCGUAAUCACUUUGCAGACUCAACAUUACUGCUGGAUUUUGAAACACUCGUUGUCGGCAUAGGCCUGAACAAAACAAGCAUAAUCAACCCUCCUUAUGAUGAUUCCUGUGAACUGAACAAAGAAUCCUAGUGCACAUAUAAAUACCUGCGCUGUGACCUUUCUCUCUCUGCAGCAGAAGACAGAACGCCUGGUGCCAAGAGAGGACAGGGCACUCCCACCUCU
This is a messenger RNA of Meriones unguiculatus (Mongolian gerbil), 1426 nucleotides long. RefSeq lists its product as uncharacterized. Lineage: Eukaryota; Metazoa; Chordata; Mammalia; Rodentia; Muridae. The transcript is spliced from 12 exons. Gene Ontology annotation, molecular function: small molecule binding. The record is from RefSeq and is a predicted model, not a curated record. The coding region runs from base 38 to 1333 and encodes 431 amino acids.